AUGACGCUGCCUCUCCGCCGUGUAGGAAUGUCCUCCACCGGGAACCUCUCAGAAGAGCAGGUCCACUGCUCCAUCUGCCUGGACGUUUUCACCAACCCUGUGUCCAUCCCAUGUGGACACAACUUUUGCCAGAGCUGCAUCCUGGGAUACUGGAAGAGCAUCCCACUAUACCAGUGUCCAAUGUGCAAAAAGUCUUUCUACAAGAGGCCCGACAUCAGCAUCAACACCGUUCUUAGGGAGAUCGCCGAGCAGUUCAAGGAGCUCCGGGUAAACAGUGAGGGCAAGGCCGAGAAGAGAAUGAUGGAAAAGUGCGAAGAGGAAGAUCAGGAAAGGCUUUUGAAAGUCGAGCGAGAAGAGGACAUAAAUGCGGACACUAGCAGACGGAUGGCAAAGGAGACUCCAGAUGGUUGUAAACCAUCUCAACAGGAGCACCCUCAGGCUUCUUCUUCCACCUGGAAGGAGGUCCUCUGUGAUGUUUGCCUGGGAGAGGGCCGUCCCAAAGCCGUAAAAUCUUGCCUGGUGUGUCUGACGUCAUACUGCGACGAGCACCUCAAGUCGCACGCCAGCAGGUUCACCAAGCACAAGCUGAUAGAGCCCGUGGCCAAUAUGGAGGACCGCAUGUGCUCCAAACACGAGCGACUCCUGGAGCUCUUCUGCAAGAAGGAUCAAAUGUGCGUGUGUGUCCUGUGCACAGAGACCGACCACCGAGCGCACUACACCGUCCCCGUGGAGCGGGAAUGGACAGAGAAAAAAGCCCAGCUGAAGAGGAGCCAAGUGGACGUGCAGCAGAUGAUCCAGGAUAGAGUGAAGAAGGUGGAGGAGAUCAAAAACUCUGUGGAGCUCAACAAAGCGAGUACUCAGACAGAGAUUGAGGACAGCAUGCAGGUUUUCGCUGAGAUGGUCCGCUCCAUUCAGAGAGCUCAGGGCGACGUAGUUCUGGCCAUUGAAGAGAGGCAGAGGCGCACUGAGACCCGAGCCAGAAACCUGGUCAUAAAACUAGAGCAGGAGAUCGACGAGCUGAGGCGGCGGGAUACCGAUCUGGAGAACAUGGAAAGAACGGACCACAUUCACUUUUUGAAGAACUUCCCAGCUCUGAGCAUGGCGCCUUCCGUCCAGGACUGGUCUGACACCAGCGUUCCCACAGACAUUUGUGUCGGCCUGAUCAGGACAGCUGUGUGCAAAUUGGAGGUCACUUUAAAGGACAUGGUGGACAAACUGGCAGAUAGAGAGAUCCAUAAGAUUCUGAAGUACUCAGCGGACAUCACUCUGGACCCGGACACCGCCAACCCGUGGCUGCAGCUCUCGCAGGACCGGCGCCAGGUGCGCCACCUGGGAGCAUGGCAGGAUCUCUCCGACCACCCCGAACGCUUUGACACGGUGGUCAUUGUGCUGGCCAGAGAGGGCUUCACCUCGGGGAGACACUACUGGGAGGUCCAGGUGGGCGACAAGGAUGACUGGUACCUGGGCGUGGCCAAGUCAUCCGUCAACCGGAAGGGCCGGAUCUCUGUGAGCACCACCCAUGGCUACUGGGCUCUAGCCAUGAAGAAGGGCCACGGGUACCGCGUGUCCACCACCCCGCCGUUACAGCUCGCACUCAACGCCAAACUCAGGAGGGUGGGCGUGUACGUGGACUACGACGAGGGGCAAAUAUCCUUCUAUGACGUUAAGGCUCGGACACAUAUCUAUACUCUAAACGACACAUUGAAUGAGAAGAUUCUGCCUUUUUUCUACUUGUACUGCUGCGACAAAUCUUCCGAUACUGUCGUCAUUUGUCCCCUUGCUGACAAAAACCUGAUCAAACAGAGCUAAUUAAUCGUGGCGUAUUGCUGGAUGCUAAUGGUGUCGCUUUAAAGGGACAGCUAAACGUCUACCUUCCCAGUGAUAAACAGGAAGUUAGUUUAGCAUCAAUGGGUGUUGCCCAACACCAAAUGCCUUACAGUCGUCCCUCGUUUACUGUAGUUAAUUGGCCGUGAUAAACAGAUAUCCGCAAAGUAGGAUACUUAAUCAAAUAUUUUCAUAGUUAGCGCAUUAAAAAACGUUCCCAACCUUCUAAAUACAUUAUUAGAGCCCUCGAAAAACAUGGCACCUUUACACUUGUUUCUGUUAUGAUCCGUUGCCCGGAUCAUGUUUUGUUCUGUUAGUUUUGACUACCUCAGUUCUGUUUUCAGCACCCCUGGGUUUGUGUUUCAGUUGCCAUGACUGCAGAUUAGUUUCACCUGCCUCUGAUUAGUGUUCGGGACGCUCCCCUGCUCCUGGGCACUAAUCAGAGAGCUCUUUAUUCCCAUUUCUCUCCACAAUCGGGCUGGCUUCCUUGUUUGCAUUACGCAACAGUUAAUGACGGCAACAUUUUUGAUUCUUGAUUCCUGUUUGUAUGCUAGCUUCCACGCUAGCCUCUCCCUUAGCUUUGCCUCCCGUGCUAUCGGCACUAUUUUGUUUUUCUGCAUUUCCUGCAUGAUUUAUGCAAAUAAUAUAUAUC
Molecule: messenger RNA, 2476 nt
Organism: Entelurus aequoreus (snake pipefish)
Lineage: Eukaryota; Metazoa; Chordata; Actinopteri; Syngnathiformes; Syngnathidae
Product: E3 ubiquitin-protein ligase TRIM39
Exons: 6
Coding region: 1-1809 (602 amino acids)
Molecular function (GO): zinc ion binding; protein binding
Source: RefSeq, a predicted model, not a curated record